Messenger RNA from Chondrus crispus (carragheen), 279 nucleotides. RefSeq names its product Sm-like protein, LSm3. The transcript has a single exon. NCBI's taxonomy places the organism in Eukaryota, Rhodophyta, Florideophyceae, Gigartinales, Gigartinaceae. Gene Ontology annotation, biological process: P-body assembly; mRNA splicing, via spliceosome. Gene Ontology annotation, molecular function: RNA binding. Gene Ontology annotation, cellular component: catalytic step 2 spliceosome; precatalytic spliceosome; P-body. Bases 1 to 279 code for a protein of 92 amino acids. The record is from RefSeq and is a predicted model, not a curated record.
AUGUCUACUUGGUUGGAUAAAUUCAAUUCACGUCCCUGCGCACCCUUCCGAAUUGACUUAUCAACAACCAUGUCAAGCACGGCCGUCGAGCAACCAUUGGAUCUCGUCCGCCUCGCCUUGGACGAAACCAUCCGUGUCAAAAUGCGAGGCAAUCGGGAGCUGCGUGGAAAGCUCCAUGUACGUUUCCACAGCCCCGCUUCUAGACCACCGCACAGUCUCACGGAGAGACUGUGUCAAUGCGGCGACUAUCCAGCAAUUGCACAUUUCGUCUCGAAUUAA